Molecule: messenger RNA, 2342 nt
Organism: Alexandromys fortis (reed vole)
Lineage: Eukaryota; Metazoa; Chordata; Mammalia; Rodentia; Cricetidae
Gene: Tpk1
Product: thiamin pyrophosphokinase 1
Exons: 8
Coding region: 517-1101 (194 amino acids)
Biological process (GO): thiamine diphosphate biosynthetic process; thiamine metabolic process
Molecular function (GO): thiamine diphosphokinase activity; thiamine binding; ATP binding
Source: RefSeq, a predicted model, not a curated record
AUUAUCCUGCCCACGCAAGGAUGAGUUUGUGUGAUGUUUGGGGCAACGGGAGACCAUAAGGGUUGGCAGAAGUUCUGUGUCCUCUCUGUGGAUCUAGGAGUGGUGGUGGCAGCCGGGGAGACUUUGAUUCUUUAAGCUUUGCUUAUACUGCGCGAGGGGAAACUGCCUUCCUACAAAGCGGUGACUCAUUUGAAAGUGUUUCCGUUGGAAUGUUUCCAAAGAUUAUUUCCGCAAAGAGAAGGUAGACCCAGAGACAGGAAUAACCCUCUGGCCCGGCAGGGAACCGAGUGCAGCAGGAUACGAUCACCCUCCGAAACCGCCAGCAGACUCGCCGACGACAGCCCUGGGCCCUCCGGAAGGGGCGGGUCCCCCGUGCGCGCGCACGAGUCCUCCUCCCGCGGACACGCAGCGCGCCUCAGGCCCCGCAGCCGAGCGCCGAGCGGCCGAUCCGUCGCUCCCGCAGCCCGCGCUCGCCUCGCUCGUGGCUCCACCCGCCAUUGUAACCCAUAACCCGCUAUGGAGCAUGCAUUUACCCCGCUGGAGCCCCUGCUACCCACGGGAAAUUUGAAAUAUUGCCUUGUGAUUCUUAAUCAGCCUUUGGACACAUCCUUUCGUCAUCUUUGGAAAAAAGCUCUCUUCAGAGCCUGUGCUGAUGGAGGUGCCAACCGCUUAUAUGACCUCACCGAAGGAGAGAGAGAAAGCUUUUUGCCUGAAUUCAUCAAUGGGGACUUUGAUUCUAUUAGGCCUGAAGUCAGAGAGUUCUACACUGAGAAGGGCUGUGAUCUUAUUUCAACUCCUGACCAAGAUCAUACUGAUUUUACCAAGUGUCUUCAAGUGCUCCAAAGGAAGAUAGAAGAAAAAGAGUUGCAGGGAAAGCACAGGCUCCACGUAGACACUGGAUUGGAAGGCAGCUGGUGUGGCCUUAUUCCUGUUGGACAGCACUGCAACCAGGUGACAACAACAGGCCUGAAAUGGAACCUCACAAAUGAUGUGCUUGCCUUUGGAACGCUGGUCAGUACUUCUAACACCUACGAUGGAUCUGGGGUCGUGACUGUGGAAACUGACCACCCUCUUCUCUGGACCAUGGCCAUAAAAAUCUAACCUAUAGGGUGGCACCCAUCAUGUGCCUCUGCCUUCCCUUAUCCGCCCAGUGGUUCAUUGUUCACCGUGAACAAUCACCUCAGUGUGCAGAGAUCCAAAUGUCUCCAUAGGAAGCUCUGGGCUGUCAAGAGGUUGGGGUUAGGGUACAGCUGAGCAAAGGAGCACUUGCUGCACAAGGGCAAGGCCUUGGGGAUCAACCCUCAGUACCACAAAAUAGAGAUGUUGGUGUUUAAACUUUCUAUAAAUGGUAUCUCAAUUUUAGAUUGAGGGAAAAUUAUGUUCUAUCAAAGUAAAUAAGCUUUAUUAUACUCUAUUGGAAAGCUAAUGUAAAUCAUUAAAUUAUAUAAUUCAGUUCUGAUCAUUUUAAUUUAAUUAAUCAGUCCAUCUACCUUAAAAAUAUCUUUUUAGUUUCGAAGCACCAAAAACUGUUGUCAGUGUUGCCUUGGAGUCUAGCACUUCCUUAAAUGCCUGACAACAAGGGCUACCUACCUCUGAGUAUCUCCUACCACUGGAUUUCUCUCUGUAAUGCAUAUUAUCUUCCAGUGCUAUGACAGGAUGGCACCGGUUCACUUUGACAUGAUAUUUUAAAGGAUAAGAAUCGCUGACUUAAUAGUUAGAUUUGAAAGCAAGCAGUUCCAUGGGCUGUGGAUAAAUAAAUGAGAAGUGGUAAUUCAUGAGGCCCUCAUACAUUAACACCCCAAAACUUAAAAGUAAGCACUCUGACCUUUGGAAAUGCAGAGGCCUUUAUGAAAAUCAUGACACACACCCAUAAGGUUUGUGUGGAAAGAUCUUUUAUCUUAAAAACUCAGUCACUUUUAAUAUACCUCACUAAAAGAUGAAGUAUUAAUUCAUGGACCAUACAUUUCCUGAUAUCACCAGAAAAUUAGUGUGCUGGAUGUAAAGAUAAAUGAACACAGCCUGCUGAGGAAGGCCUGUUUCUUCAUCCUAGUCCACCAUGUGCCUGCUUCCUGACCCCCUUCUAGCUGUAAAGUAGCAGGGGCUGUAAUCAUUGAGUGUGGGGAAGAACCCCAGCUAUGAACUCUAAAUGCUAACACAUUACAGUCAUAGAGUAGACAAUACUAAGCAUAAGCUUGCUGGUGCAUAAAAAUGUCUUCAUGUCUCUUUCAUGAUGUCUCCUACUCAUCUUCCUACCCUCUCCUAUACCACUGGUUAAACUACACCUUGCCAAACAACCUAUGACUUAAGGAUCACCUGCCCACCAUGUUGUACUUACCCAUGAC